Molecule: messenger RNA, 795 nt
Organism: Alternaria alternata
Lineage: Eukaryota; Fungi; Ascomycota; Dothideomycetes; Pleosporales; Pleosporaceae
Exons: 2
Coding region: 1-795 (264 amino acids)
Source: RefSeq, a predicted model, not a curated record
AUGGUGUCGAGCCGGUCCCUCCUGACGGUCUUCGCGACCUUCAUUGCGGUCGCUGCCAGCCAAAAAUGUUACGCGGUCGACGGUACGGCCCUCGACAGUACAUACACGCCAUGCAACCCUAGCGCGAAGCACAGCAGUUGUUGCGCGUCCACCGAUGUUUGCAUGAGUAAUGGAUUGUGUAUGGGAACAACGAACGAGUCGAUUGGCAUGAUCUUCUCAAGAGGAUGUACGGACUCCAAGGGAAAGGAUGCUUCGUGCCAACAAAUAUGCCCUGGUGUUUCCGACGACUCCAACGGUCUCAAGCCGGUAAAAGCUUGGCAACUCCAAACGUGCGACUCGGGGGAAUACUGUUGCCGCGGCGCCGAUGAUACAAAAAGCUGCUGCGACAACGCAAAGGCACCGAAAGUCACAACUACGUUCAGCGCUACCCUCCAGUUACAAACUCCAACUGCAACCAAUCCUGUUGCAGAAGUCGUCGCAACCGCAGUCUCUACCGGAACCCCCUUCGAAGCCACCACCACACCAACCGCCCAUGCGUGCGCCAAAGAGAAGCGAGAGACUGCAAUAGUCGGCGGUACCAUCGCAGGUGUAUUCAGCAUGCUGAUAGCGGGCCUGUCUGCUACUGUCUACUGGAUGUACAAGAGGGAGAAGAGGCAGCGCAAGCUAAAGGAACACUACGAGGAGCAGUUCUCCCAGACCAAUGCGUAUAGAAAAGCGUUGGCUUCGAGCGCAGGGUCUUGCAGAGGCAGUGUGCUCCUGGACGAGCUAAAACUGAAGUCUAGUGCUUCAGAGUAA